Messenger RNA from Cuscuta epithymum, 1279 nucleotides. NCBI's taxonomy places the organism in Eukaryota, Viridiplantae, Streptophyta, Magnoliopsida, Solanales, Convolvulaceae. The record is from the annotation of a GenBank genome assembly.
UAGAAUGGAAUAGAGAGAUGAGGAUACUGGAGACACUUGAGCUAAACUGGCGGGGAUGGGAUGACAUUAAAAUGUCCUCAUAUGUGUCUUCCAUGUCGUCAUUUUUACAAUAUACUGUCCUCUAUAUAUUACAAAUAUAAUUAUAUGUUAAUUACUCCAUCUUAUUUUAAUGUCCUCAUAUAGCUAGGCUUAAUUAGCUACCAGCUGCCAAGCUAGCUGGCCAUGGCGUCUGCCACCCUGCUGGAGCAGUUGCCGGAGGAUUGUAUCGUUCAAAUCCUCUCCGGUGUACCACCCCGCCUGGCUUCCCGGUUGUCGUUGGUCUCGACGGCUUUACGCACCGCCGCUGAGUCAGAGCAGCUGUGGGAGACUUUUCUGCCAUCUGAUUAUCCAGAGAUUUUAAGCAGAUUAGUGUUUCCCAUAAGAUUCAUGUCCAAGAAAGAGUUGUUUGUCAAGCUUUUCAGCCCUCUUCUCAUAGAUGGAGGCCAUAAGACGUUUUGCAUUGAUAAGGAAAGCAGCAAGAAGUGUUACACCUUUAGUGCAAGUGAACUUUCAAUUGCAUUUUCUGGCAAUUCCCUCUAUUGGAGCUGGAAACCCCUCCUGGGCUCUAGGUUCCCCAAAAUUGUUGAGCUUGUAAUGAUAUGUUGGCUAGAAAUCAAAGCAAACAUAAGCACAAGAAUGUUGUCCUCUAAUACAAUAUAUGGAGCCUAUUUCAUUUUCAAGCUUGCUGGUCGUGCAUUUGGAUUGGACUCUCUUCCAUCCGAGAUUUCAGUCAAGUUUGGGAAUUUCCAAUCCCAUAGAGUCGUUUAUUUGCGGAAGAAUUCCUACACCAAACAAGCCAUGGAAAGAGCUUUCAUGUUACAUAGAGUGGAGGCUUUGAAGUCUAGGCUUCACCCUUUAGGACCAGAGAGUGUGGUUCAUGAGCGUGGUGAUGGAUGGUUGGAGAUUGAGUUGGGAGAGUUUUACAAUGACUGUGACAGUGGCAAAGAGGUUGAGGUGAGCCUAAGAGAGGUUAAGGGUGGGCAUUUGAAAGGAGGGCUCAUUGUUGAGGGUAUUGAGCUUAGACCCAAGUAGGAAUAUAUAUUUAGGAAUUAUUUCAAUUUAAGUCAUUUAAUUUUCUAUUUCUAUGAAUUGAAGGAAAAAGAAUAGAUGGAUAGAUGCAUUGUUGUUUUCUUGAGUUUGAAUACGUCUAUGUUUGUACAAGCAUGUGCAAUGGAGGAAUGAUCAGUUGUUUUUUAUUUUCAAUAUUUAAAUACUUUAUAAAAUACUAGUACAUGUUAAU